Messenger RNA from Cheilinus undulatus (humphead wrasse), 1985 nucleotides. RefSeq names its product carboxypeptidase vitellogenic like (gene cpvl). Gene Ontology annotation, biological process: proteolysis. The record is from RefSeq and is a predicted model, not a curated record. The transcript has 13 exons. Gene Ontology annotation, molecular function: serine-type carboxypeptidase activity. Bases 134 to 1561 code for a protein of 475 amino acids. Lineage: Eukaryota; Metazoa; Chordata; Actinopteri; Labriformes; Labridae.
UCAUGUGACGAAGCUUUACAAAAAGCACCUUGCUGUGUACUCAUACAGUUAAUGGUCCUUUCUCGACGGAGUUAGAAACCUCUGUCCGAUUAAAGGCUUAACUUCAGUUGUUGCUAUUGAAGCAGCAGUCAACAUGAGGCAAACCCUGGGUGUCCUGUUACUAUGGGCCUGUUUAGACUCGGUGCUUUCACGGGGCUGCUCGUCAUUUUUCUGCCGAAAAUCUCACCGUGUCAGCACCCUGAAUGGAGUCGACCCUGGGACUCCUCUCUUUCUGACUCCGUACCUGGAGAAGGGUGCCAUAGAUGAAGCCAGGAAGCUCAGCCUGGUGGGAGAACUGCCAGGUGCAAACGUGAAGAGUUAUUCAGGCUACUUCACUGUCAACAAAAAAUACAACAGCAACCUCUUCUUUUGGUUCUUCCCUGCACUCAUGGCGAACAGAGAUGAUGCUCCAGUCCUGCUCUGGUUGCAGGGUGGCCCUGGUGGCACAUCCAUGUUUGGUUUGUUUGUGGAGCACGGCCCGUAUGUGGUGUUUAAGAACAUGACUGCGGGUAUGAGGGAUUACGCUUGGACGUCAAGAUACUCAGUUCUGUAUAUUGACAAUCCAGUUGGAACAGGUUUCAGCUUCACUGAUGAUGACAGAGGUUUUGCUCAGAACCAGGAUGAUGUUGGCAGAGAUCUGUACAGUGCUCUAACACAGUUCUUCCAGCUCUUUCCUGAGUAUCAGUCCAAUGACUUUUAUGCAACUGGAGAGUCCUAUGCAGGGAAGUAUGUUCCUGCCAUCUCUUACUACAUCCACAAACAAAAUCCCACUGCCAAAGUGAAAAUCAACUUCAAGGGGAUGGCUAUUGGUGAUGGGCUCUGUGAUCCUGAACUGAUGCUGGGUGGUUACGGUGAGUUCCUGUACCAAACAGCCAUGAUUGAUGAACUCCAAAGACAGUAUGUCAAUGAGCAGACUGACUUGGGAGUGAAACUGAUCCAGCAGAAGAAAUGGGUUGAGGCUUUUCAGGUUUUUGAUAGCUUGCUGAAUGGUGAUGUGGAGCCGUAUCCCUCCUUCUUCCAAAAUGCCACAGGCUGCACAAACUAUUUCAACUAUCUGUCUUGUCAGGAACCUGAAGACCAGGAGUACUUCUCUAAGUUUGUGACUCUACCAGUGGUGCGUCGUGCCAUCCAUGUGGGGAACCUGACGUUCCACGAUGGCUCCGAGGUGGAGAAGCAUCUCUUGGAGGAUGUCAUGAAGAGCAUCAAACCAUGGCUGGGGGUGCUGAUGGACAACUACAGGGUGUUAAUCUACAGCGGUCAGCUGGAUGUCAUCGUAGCAGCUCCUCUGACUGAAAGGUUUCUGCCCACCGUGAACUGGACUGGAGUUGCAGAGUACAAAAAAGCUCCUCGCUUCCACUGGAAGGUUCAGCCCACCGACACAGAAGUAGCUGGUUAUGUACGACAAGUGGGAGAGUUUUACCAGGUCAUCAUCCGAGGAGGAGGUCACAUCCUGCCUUAUGACCAGCCGGCAAGGUCGUUCGACAUGAUAGACAGAUUCCUCUCAACACAGGGCUUCAUAUAAACAUUUAGAUGCUGCUGAAAGAGAGGCAGAGAAUAUUAUUGAUCACUGACUGUUUGAAAGAUUGUUGAUUGUCUCAGGUAAUGUAAAUCAGCACUUUGUUGGAUCUGGAGACAUCUUUAAAGCUGAUUAUUAGCAGAGGUGUUGCUCCGUUUGGGACCGCUCUCUAAUGUACUGCACAUGAAAUUUAAAAAACCUCUCUAAUUCUUAACAGGGACAACUGAAUCUGCCUACAUUUUCUUUUUUUGUUGUCUAAAACAAGCCUAACUUCCGUAAAAUAAAUCAUGUUAUGUUUAUUUUUGUUUCAAACAGGACAGGGAAAUGCAGUUUAUGUUGUUAAUUCACUACUGCUAUAAGAUUAUGUGUACAGAAAGAGACUAAAAUAUGUGGCUGUGAUGUCUUAAAUAAAAUGUUUCAUUUUUUCUAA